Messenger RNA from Rhea pennata, 5507 nucleotides. It is a transcript of the gene PSEN1, whose product is annotated as presenilin 1. Gene Ontology annotation, molecular function: aspartic endopeptidase activity, intramembrane cleaving; beta-catenin binding; cadherin binding. Gene Ontology annotation, biological process: protein processing; smooth endoplasmic reticulum calcium ion homeostasis. NCBI's taxonomy places the organism in Eukaryota, Metazoa, Chordata, Aves, Rheiformes, Rheidae. Bases 102 to 1547 code for a protein of 481 amino acids. Gene Ontology annotation, cellular component: nucleus; plasma membrane; endoplasmic reticulum. The record is from RefSeq and is a predicted model, not a curated record. The transcript is spliced from 12 exons.
GGCGAGGCGCCGGCGGCGGAGCGGCGGGAGGGUCGGUGCAGCAUCUCAAGAAGAAAGAUCUGUUUUGCAUACAAGUAAGUGAUUUCAAGAGGACAGCCCCAAUGACAGAACUAUCUGCACAUUUACCCCAGUUCCAGCAUGGACAGCUGACAGAAAACUUCCCUGAUAAUCACCUCAGCAACACACAAGAGUCCAUGGCCUCUGCUCUGUUUAAUACUCAUCAGAAUGACAACAGCGAAAGACGGCGUCAUGAUAACAGUGAACGCAGAAGAAAUGACAACCCUGAGUCAGAGACCAAUGGACAGCCACAAAACAACAUUCAGCAAGUGGUAGAACAGGAUGAAGAAGAAGAUGAGGAGCUGACACUGAAAUAUGGGGCAAAACAUGUGAUUAUGUUGUUUGUACCUGUCACACUUUGCAUGGUGGUCGUUGUUGCAACCAUCAAGUCUGUCAGCUUUUAUACACGCAAGGAUGGACAGCUCAUCUACACUCCUUUCACAGAAGACACAGAGACAGUGGGACAGAGAGCCCUGAAUUCAAUUCUCAAUGCUGCCAUCAUGAUCAGCGUCAUCAUUGUUAUGACCAUUCUUUUGGUUGUGCUUUACAAAUACAGGUGCUAUAAGGUGAUCCACGGCUGGCUUAUCAUUUCUUCUCUCUUGCUGCUUUUCUUUUUCUCGUUCAUCUACCUAGGUGAGGUAUUUAAGACAUAUAACGUUGCCAUGGACUACAUCACACUGGCGCUCAUGAUCUGGAACUUUGGUGUUGUGGGAAUGAUUUGUAUUCAUUGGAAAGGUCCACUUCGGCUCCAGCAAGCAUAUCUCAUUAUGAUAAGCGCUCUCAUGGCCUUGGUGUUCAUUAAAUACCUUCCUGAAUGGACUGCGUGGCUUAUCCUGGCUGUCAUUUCAGUGUAUGAUUUGAUUGCUGUCCUCUGUCCUAAAGGUCCUCUUCGUAUGCUAGUUGAAACAGCUCAAGAGAGAAAUGAAACUCUUUUCCCAGCACUUAUUUACUCCUCCACAAUGGUAUGGCUAGUGAACAUGGCAGAGGAAGACCCAGAAGCCCAGCGGAAAGCUUCCAAAAACUCCACUUACGAUAAACAAGCUCCAGCAAACCAGGCUCAGAAUGAAGAUGCUGAAGCUGAUGAUGGUGGCUUUAGUCAGGAAUGGCAGCAACAAAGGGACAGAAGAAUAGGACCCAUCCAAUCAACACCUGAAUCACGUGCUGCUGUUCAGGCCCUACCUAGUAACUCUCAAACCAGUGAAGACCCUGAAGAACGAGGAGUAAAGCUAGGUUUGGGAGACUUCAUCUUCUACAGCGUUUUGGUUGGCAAAGCCUCUGCAACAGCAAGUGGGGACUGGAAUACAACUUUAGCAUGUUUUGUAGCCAUAUUAAUUGGUCUGUGCCUUACACUUCUGCUUCUCGCCAUCUUUAAGAAGGCCUUACCAGCUCUUCCAAUCUCCAUAACCUUUGGGCUCGUUUUUUACUUUGCCACAGAUAACUUGGUACAGCCCUUUAUGGACCAACUAGCAUUCCAUCAGUUUUAUAUCUAGCACAUUUGGUGCUGAUAUUCAUAUUUGUAGCAAAUUUGGGAGGAGGAAAAAUGUUUUUCCCUCACCUCUCAAGUGAAACUGAAGUUUAAUACUCAAGAUUCCAAGCCUGAACCAUUACAACUUCCUCCCAUUUUUCCUGAGACAAUUGCUGCACUGGGCACCGUGUUUUUUUUUAUUAUUAUUUUAUUUUAUUAUUUUAUUUUUUUCCCCUCCUGUGUGAACAUGGUUUAUUCUUGAUGAAAUGAUCUAAGCUGGGUGCUGUUUGUCGGAAGCAAUCUGAUAUACAUAACUCUGGUAAGGACCACCUGUCUGAAAAUUGCUAAUGUUUCCACCAGCAAUGGGCUCUCUCACCACAGGUUGAUUAUUUUCCACAGCAUUAAGGGUGCUCAGGACUUCCUUGACAUUCACAGAGCAAGCUGACAAAUCUAAUGGAACUUGCCUCUAAACCAGUUGAAGAGACAGAACCUGAUUUAAACUCCUUCAGCAGUGACUUUUGACAGCUCAGUCCUGAUUAUACUUUGUGUCAUGAGAAAGGAUUUUGCAUUGUAGCAAAUCAACAAAGGGCAAAACUGUCACUCUGAAAGGGUGCUCCACCACUUCAUAGCCUCUGUGCCUAAAUAUGCUUGGUUUAGUAACUUUAAAAGCUUUUUUUUUACACUGGAACUAGGAGCCUUUUCUCAGUUUUAAUACCUUACAUUCUCACGCAUGGAGUGCACCUUCUGUAGAGCUGCUCCAGUUUAUGUAGCUACUUAGACUUGGACUGAAUCAUUUGGCAUAAGAGGAUCAUGAGGUCCUAAUCUGGAUCUUUGAUUCUGAAAGGUUAUGGAACUACAUUAAAAGGCAGUUUCAGGACUUACUCUUUGUGCUCUUGCAAAUCAUUUUUGCCAGAACACCAGUUCAAAUCCUGCGGUUGAGAAUAGCCACUAACAGCACAGACUGCACUGUUAGUUUAAGUUCCUUUUAUUGAUCAUCUUAUGAAUGAAGCAGACAUUCACAGCAGUUCCAGAUGAAGUUUAGCCUGGCAAGUCUAAAGGCUGAAGUGCCAUUGGUAGCACUUCUAAUACUACUUUCAAAUUUUUCUCUUCAGAAACAUACAUGAAGGGAUCUAGUCUACUGCAAAUAAAAAUGUGGGAAUAUGCUUUCUAAGUAAAGUUCUGUUGACCUUGCUAUUGUGUCGGUCUGAAGUCUUGGUCACCCAACCUUCUAACACCUCAGGUUGGGCAGGGAUUUUUUUUCAUGCAGUAACUUUAUUGGUGAGAAUUCUUAAGUUAGGUGAGACAUUACUUAACGCUAUUGAGGAAUAAAAUUUGUGGCCCUUCUAAUUACCUUUCCUGUGAGAAACAGAAGACUGGAAAAAUGAACGAUGACUCACAUUCACUGAAAAGAUGAUACGGGUUUUUGAUCUUCCUACAAGAAAAAGAAUUGAUUCUGACAUUAAAAUUGCUACACUCUGUUUCUUUCUUUGUUUGAAAGAGCUUGUUUAUGAAGAAUUGCUUGAAAAUGAGACUUACAAAGUUGGUUUGGCCAUAGACUCUUAAUCUGUACAAGUCAGUCUUUUUCUGAAUGAAGCAUGGGGGUGGAUACUGUUGAUGGGCAUUCCAUUUUACCUGCGUCUGGAUACUGGAGUUGUCAUCAAAUAGAACAACUGUCAAAAUCCCGAAGCAAACUGCUUUUGCCCUUUUACUGGGGCUUUGUUUCAGUGCCUAUAGAUUCAGAGCACUGAGACAUCACAGAUGCUUUCAAACCGUUGCCCAAGUAAUGGAAUAAAGGGUGCAGUGUAUAAAUCUGCUUUAAAACCCAAGAAAGGCUUGCUUUCUUUGGUUGUCCUUGGAAACAUCUCAGUAUUGUCCAGUAUGAUAUGCUAACUGUAGUGUUAGCAUCUACAUCUGCGUAAAAUAAGAUAUACUGUCUUGUCUCCUCUAAAGAACUUCAUUCAUCUCAUUUGUAUGCUAAUUCAUUGUGGAUAGCAUUAAUAAAGUAAUCAUAUCACGGUUGCUCACACUGACUUUUCAGGUCGAACUUCCUUAUGUUUUCUAGCUUCAUUCACUGUUCCGUAUUUUGCUGAAAUGGAGCCUGACUUAAAAUAGACUUUUUUAUACAAGACUCUGAGUUGUUUAAGUUUUUAUACUAUUGUAACUUGUUCCUUUCCUGAGCAUUAUACAUAAGAAGAUUCCCAUGUGUGUUUUAUUGGGCAUCCUAACUAUUGUUUUGUUGUAUAGAACAGGUUUGCUAAGAGCUGGUACCACUAGCAUCUGUUUGCAUUCCUGAGCCAAGUCUCAGUUGAAUUGUUACGGAAAUGCACCAAUCAUCUUUAUUGUUUGUGGGUUUGGUUUAAUUAUUUACUGUAGAAGCAAUGACUCCAGUAAGAGUUACCUUAAAAUCCUCAGAAAUAUAGAAAAGCCUUUCCACAUACUUGAAUGGGUGUUAGAUGUACAACCUGAGCAAGAGCUCAGAAUCUUCAAACACUAAAUUGCUAGUCUUCCACUCUCCAAAGUUGUUUCUACUAUCCUGGAGUUCUGAUUUCUGCAUUAGUGUGGACUUACAGCAGCAGACACUAUAAAAUCACAGAAACUAUUGUUCAAGUUUAUGUAUUUGAAUCUCAAAAUAAAUAAAGAAAAGGGAAAGGUGCUUCAAUCCCAGCCCAAUAUAUGUUAAAGUAUACUGUCAAAACAGAGUCCUGAGUAUACCUUCAAAAAUCAGGAUGUGCAGAACUGAGGCAAAUUUUCUAGAUUUGCUCUCUCACACUGAGGCAUGGUUGUUUGUUCCAAAUGAGAUCUCACAGAUAAAGGCUAUAUCAGGACUUGGGUUCAAAAGAUUCAGUUAAGAUUUUUUUUUUGGCUUGAAUUUGAGUUAUUACAUAAAUGUGAAGAUAGUGUCCCUUCUUUCUUACUCUCUUUUGUCUUAAAACACCAAUCUAAUUAUAGACCAUUUCAACUUGGCAAGCUUGAGAUAACUGAAAGAAUUCUGUUACGUAGUCCACAUUUUUGAGGAAGUUAUUCACUAUUAUUUAAGUAGUAUAUUAACAACAGUUCAUAAAACUGUAGCUCUGAAAGAAGUAUUGUGUAACUCUGGUAGCUAGGUUCCUCUCUUUUGUCCCCAAACAGGUUAACUUGAACUGUUGUGUUUCAAUAGCCAUGCUUUGAAAGUGAGUAUCUUGAUAGCUUACUCUCCCCUUUCAGAUUGCAUUAAUGAUUAGUCUUCUCCUUUGGCUACUCUUCUGCAAAUAAAUAAAUGAAUAAACCAAAACAUUAAGCUACAGAUUUGCUUAAAAACCAGCCAGUUUAAUUUAUUUCUUCAUUUUUUUGCAUUGAGGGGAUUUAAUCCAGAGCAAAAAGACAAAACAGAGCCCCAGAAGCUUUUUUUUAAGCAAAGGUGUAUGAUGCUGUCAUAGCUAUGCAUGGUUCUUAAAGCGGCACUCAGUUUCUUGUAACUUGAAGGUGUGCACUUGUAUGCUGCAAGCAUACAUUCAGAAUAGUUCUGGCUGAGCAGAUCAUAGCUGUGUUAAGCCAAAUAUUCAAGGGCUGUGUUCCACUAAAAAAUGGCUAAUUUCCUUGAUGUGCAAAGCAGACCCUGGAUAUUUCAGGCAUAGGAGACUGGAGCUUUUUGGAUAUAUGUAAAGUUUGUGUUCUGGGCGUACAGAUGACAACUGUUCUCCCUUUACUGCAAUGAAGAAAAAUAUUCUGAAGUUCAUUUUGGGUAGACGGUACUGUAUGAAGAAACUUGCUUAAAUGCAUUGCUAAUAAAAUACUCUUGGAAAUGAUGUUAUUGAAACAAGUCUGACAGACUAUGGAAUAUGUCUGCACUGCGGUUGCAUCUCAGUAGUAACUUGGUCAUUGGGAAUGCUGAAAUGUGAAUUUGAAUGGAAUUCUUUUACACUCAAAGCAUUUGCUGUUUUCUUUUUUUACAAACACUGGGUUUGUACAUAAUCUGAAUUGAAUGUGAAUGUUUUUUAAAUACCUU